Molecule: messenger RNA, 2650 nt
Organism: Caenorhabditis angaria
Lineage: Eukaryota; Metazoa; Nematoda; Chromadorea; Rhabditida; Rhabditidae
Source: the annotation of a GenBank genome assembly
AUGCAAUCAUCAACUGCUCAAUUUUCAUGGAAAAGUCAAUUUUUUUUUGGAAAAGUGAGUUGUGUAGUUCUCUCGGACUCCAAAAAAAAUAUGAAUAAAAAAUGCUUUGUCUUUUUGGCUCGGGGAGCUAUAAUUGGCCACAAUUUGUCAUAAAAUAGGGCCGCAGGAAUUUUCGGGAAAUUUUUUAGUUUAGUUUUGAGGAAAAUGUUACAAUUCUGGGAGUUGUCAGUGCAAAAAUUGCAUUUUUUUUUUCAUAAAAAUUCCAGUUUUUGAGCAAAAAUACAGAAUUUUGAGGUUAAUAUGGCCUAAAAUUUCCACAUUUUUCAAAUUCCAAUGUUUCAAAAACCAUAUUUCUAGUUUCCUUUCCAUUUUUCGCUCUGAAAAGGUCCCCGGGGAAAAAUGUGAGCAAAAAAAGAGUAUCUUUUUUUGUCUGUGCCCCGUUUUUUUCUGGACGGAAAUCACCAACUUUUUUUCGACUUUUUUUUGUUCUUUUUUUUGACGAGAGUUAAGAUAACUCGAUUUUGAUGUUCGUUGAGUUUUUAAAAGAAAAUUCAGGAUUUCAGUGGAAAUUUGAGGAAUUUCUAAAAGAAAUAUGAUUUUUAACCAAAAAAUUCUUAAUUUUCAGUAAAAAUUACUACAAGAUUGAAGCAUUGCUCAUGUUAAACAAAACUUUUUUCAAUUUUCAGGCUAAAAAUCCAGAAAUUUCAUUCUCCAAAAAAAAUCAAAAAAAAAAUUUUUUUUUUCAAAAAAUUAUCCUAGACCCACAAAAAAACCGGCGUCUCUUCAACAUUUUUGACCCCUUGUCUUUCUCUGCGUCUCUCACAUUCACACACUAUUUCUCGCGGCGGCCAAAAAACAACAUAUUUGUUUAUUUUCUUCGAAAAACCGUCAGUGUUUCCAUUUUUUUUCAAUUUCGAAAUUUUUUGUUGGUUUUUUUGGGGCUAGAAAUUCAUUUUCUGGAAAUUUUGAGCUGAAUUUUCAGAUUCUGAAAUUUUUUCGACUUUUUUUGAAUUUCAAACUUUUUCUUUUGAGAUAAACUAUAGUCUAGUUGCCUUGUAACUAGAAACUAGAAUAUAGACCUUAUGUUCAAACUAGAGUUUAGUUACCUUAUAUUCAAACUAGAUUAUAGUUACAUUUAAAAAAUGUCAAAUUCCAAAUUUUCGCGUCAAAACUGCCACGUGGAUUUUCAUUUCCAAAAUUUUUUUGGAUGGUACGAUUUUCCACAGAUGUUCCAUUUCCAUUUUCUAGGCCACCUGUUUUUGCCACGUGGCUAGAAUUUUCCAAUUUUCGCCCCGAAAAUGUGUCAUUUUCAGGAUAAUCCUCCCUAUUUUAUUAAUUUUUGUUUAGAAAAUUGUGUUUUCGAGUUUUCCAGGCACACAAAAAGUAUACAUUUUUCUGGCACAAUUUUUUUUAUCAAAAAAAAAUGUAUAAAUAAAUAAUCCGUAGGGGAAAAGAAUAAUAGGAAUUAGCAUAAUUUUUUUUUUUGUGAAAAAAAAAACAUUUUUUUGAAUUUGUUCUAUUAUUAUUGAUUUUUUGCUACCUUUUGACUUCAAAUUCCAAAAAAAAAUCUUGCUUUCAGCAGGAAUCGAUCCCCUGACCUUUCACCUUGAAAUUUUUCAGCGAACGAAAAAUGCGAUGAUGAUUUCGACUGGAACAACAACAACAAUUUCGAACGUCGAUUUAAUACCAGUUAGUUUAUUUUUAAUUUUUGGGAAAGGGGUACUGUAGCUACUACUGUAGCUUGAGAGUACGGUAGGUUUUUUUUUAAAGGAAGGGGAGGUACUGUAGCUUCAGGCUGGAGAUUCUGUGGAUUUUUUGGGAAUCAAAAAUUUUCUCUGGGGAUCAAAUAUUGUUCUGAUUACUGUAGAUUCUCUAGAGGUACUGUAUUUUUGUGGAAGGAUUACUGUAGAGUUUUUUGUGAAGAUAUAGAGGUACUGUAGUUUUCGCGCGAAAUUUAGGAAAUUUAAAUUUUUUUCUGAAAUUUUACCACGUGGAUUUACUCUUAAACUUUUUAAAAUUCAAAAAUUUCUUGUUUUUUUUUCGCCACGUGGAUUUCUGGCUCCAAAUUCUCAAAUUCAAAAAAAUUAGCAAAAUCCCUUUGAAUCCGGAAUUUUUCCCGCGAAAUUUAGGAAAUUCAAAAUUUUUUCUGAAAUUUUGCCACGUGGAUUUUUCUAGAGGCAAUUUUGAAUUUUUGAAAAUUUAACAAAAAUUUUUUGAACCCGGAUUUUUUUUUCAAAAUUUUUGACGCUGUCAAAUUGAUUCGAAUCAAUUUUCAUCACAAAAAUGUUCCAUAAAAAUCAAAUUUCCUCCCAUUUUUUCCCAAAAAAUGCUCCGCGUCUCCCUAAUUUUUCUCCUCUUCCUCCAACUUAUCCAAACUUCCAAAGUCACCGAAUUCGAUUUUGAUAAAAUCGAAAAAGCUGUGGCUGAAAAAAUCCGCGAUUUUUCCACCAAAAACUUCGAUUCCAACUCGCAAAACAUUGCCAAAUCCCAAUCGGACAUUCUAGAAUUCGCGAAAAAUUUGAAAAUUCAAAUUCCCGCCAAUGCCACGUGGCAUUGCGAAAUCGCCAAAGACAUUGCGCAUGGUAUCAGGUACAAAGGAAUGGUGACAUUCAGAUAUGAGAAGCAUAGCUUUGCUGUGUAUUUUGUGUAG